GCCCCCGCCCCAGGGCGAGGAGGAGGAGGAGGGGCUGGAGGGUUUGGUUGAGCUGCGGCUGUUUGUCUGUUCGACACAGGCUUGGGCCCGACGGGGGAGACGGAGCCCCAGCACCAGCUUUCCUAGCCUCUUGGAAGGAAGGUAGAGAAGGCUCGAUUGGCUACCUCCUGUACACCUCAAGUUUAUUCUUCCAUCAAAUAUUUAUUGCUUGAAGACUUACUCUUACACCAACCCCUGGAGAUUCCUGCAUGUGUUUAGAAGGACUGUUGAAGCCUGGAAGUCCCCUCCCCUCCCCCUUCCCCCCUUUGCCGCUUUGUGGCAUUCCCCUCCCUCCACCCUUUCCCACUCUGAAAAUCUAGCCAUGACUAGCAGAAGCACAGCCAGGCCCAAUGGGCAGCCCCAGGCCAGCAAAAUAUGCCAGUUCAAAUUGGUCCUGUUGGGUGAAUCUGCAGUGGGAAAGUCUAGCCUGGUGUUACGUUUUGUCAAAGGGCAAUUCCAUGAGUACCAGGAGAGCACCAUUGGAGCGGCCUUCCUCACCCAGUCCGUUUGCCUAGAUGAUACAACAGUCAAGUUUGAGAUCUGGGACACAGCAGGGCAGGAGCGAUACCAUAGCUUGGCCCCCAUGUACUACAGAGGUGCCCAAGCUGCAAUUGUGGUGUAUGACAUUACUAAUCAGGAAACCUUCGCCCGAGCGAAGACAUGGGUAAAGGAACUACAGCGACAGGCCAGUCCUAGCAUUGUCAUUGCCCUGGCGGGGAACAAAGCUGACCUGGCCAACAAGCGCAUGGUGGAGUAUGAAGAGGCCCAGGCAUAUGCAGAUGACAACAGCUUAUUGUUUAUGGAGACCUCAGCCAAGACAGCUAUGAACGUGAAUGAUCUCUUCCUGGCAAUAGCUAAGAAGUUGCCAAAGAGUGAACCCCAGAAUCUGGGGGGUGCAGCAGGCCGAAGCCGAGGUGUGGAUCUCCAUGAGCAGUCCCAGCAGAACAAGAGCCAGUGUUGUAGCAACUGAGGGGGUAGCUAGCAGCGAACAAGUAUGGAGCUAGCACGAGAGCUAAGAAAUAACCUCCAUUCCCAACCCUCAGCACACAGCCCCUACGGUAACAGCACACUGAGCCCUGGCUCCCAAGGGCUGCCUCCUGACAGCUCCGUCAUGGCACUUUUUAACGCUUCAGCAACCAACACCAGGCAGCUGUUGCCACUGACCUCCUACCCCUACUCUGGGGCUUGGGGGUCAGAUCCCCCAGGACUUACCUUCCAAAACAGUCUUUCUUCACUUUGUAUUAUAGGUGCAAGACAGUGACCUACUUACCUUUCCUUCUCCUCCCCACUUUUUCAGAAAACAUUUUUUUGUCUCCUGCCCCUUCUGCUUUGGUCAAUCCCUGUCCUUGAUCCCCUUGUCCUCCUCUCCCUUGGAUGGAGGUGGUGAACCCAGGAACUGAGGAUGGAGGUUUCCAGUUCAGUCAUAUUAAGGGCCCUCGGGGAGAGUAAGGCUCAGAGCAGGAGGGAGUAAGGAAAAUUCCUUUUUGGUUUAUUUGGUUGGAGUUUCCCAUAUUUGAAAACACUGCAGUAUCCAUGAGUUGGCCUUGUGGAAGGUGUUUCUAGGUAGAGUGAGACAGGGAAGGCAAGCUCUUGGGCACCAGUUGGGAGUCGUGUUGUUAGUUAACUGGGCGGAGGCGGAGGUGGAGGUGCAGUGUCAUCUGUGGCUCUGGAACUCUUCCAAGGCCUAGUUUCCCUUCACUCAGUCUCUUAGGUAGCUUCUCCAUAGUGGGGGAAACUCUGGACCCCAGAGUCCUCCAAAGAAUCUUCACUGGUUGCCUGCAUCUUGGUUCUGCUGUGAUCUAAUUGGAGGAGGGACCAGUUUCUGACACCCAUCCUCUGAUUUAUACAUGUGCAUUUUUUCCUCUCUGGCCUUUGGAUGGCCUCAGCCCCAGCCAUUGUAUCCCCCUGCAGUUUGCACUUUAAUUGAUGGUAGUUCAGUUGGGACACUUGUUUUAUGGGGGUUUUGAUUGAUUUACCUGCCCUCUCACCUUUUAAAUUAAAUGGAAUCCAAGAUGUAUAUGAGGUUUGGGGAGGGACUGUCGAGUGGCAGCUACUCAAGCCCAAUCUCCAAUGCUAUCUUGCUCCAACUCUGAUUCUUAACCUAUAUUCUUGCCAGCCUGUAUUCUUGGGUAUAGGUUUGCCUUUCCUGGGGAAUUAACUGAAGCAACUAGAGAGCGGUCUCAGGAUAGCACAGACCAUGGUAGGGGUGAAGAGGAGUCAGGCCAGAGGGAGGAGUUUUCUCUCCUUCCCCAGGGUUCAUGUUCAAUUUGACCCACCCAUUACCAUGUCUUUUCUACUUCCCUGUACAUAGGUAUGAUCUUUAUUCCCACUGUACAGUCUGUUCUUCCUCCCACCCCACCCCCAUCCCUCCCAUCAGGCCCUAUUUCUUUUCUCCACUGUUAGUAUCUUCAGUUUAGUCCCUCCAUGCUUAUGCCCAUACUCAUCCCUCAUGCAACCAGUGGCUUAAUCCGUGCACCACUAGGGGCUAGCACCACAGAGGCCUACUUGUGGCCCCCUUAAAAUACAACACCUGUUCCGUGGUCAGAGAGACUGGCACUGAAGGUCCCUCACAACUGUCUCACAUCACCAGACGACGUUGGUCCUUUCUAAAUCUCUAGCCUCUCUUCACAUCCCUCAUCAGGUAUUUUAGGAUGUCUUUGGGAAGCCAUCAAGGCAGGAGAGCAUUCUAAGCUUCUUUUUGUUCCAGCCUAGGGUUUGGGGAAAUUGGGGAAAGUAAUAUAGGAAAGGCCUCAGUGACCUAGGAUUGGAACCUUUCUGCCCUUUUGGCUUGCAGACUUCCUUCUGUCCCAGAGCAGCUGAGAAAUCCAUGAGGCUGAGAUUCUGAAGGACCCAGCUUAGGUUCUUCCACUCAGGCUUCAGUUCCCUUCCUUGUCCAGGGGCAGCCUUAGUUCCCGUGGCCCUGAAAUACAUACACAUUUUUGUCUUCCUUUGCCAGCACCUCCCCAGCCCCCAACAGCACCCAGUGCAUUCUUAAAAGUGGAAGAACUAGGGUGGCUCUCUUAAGUCUCUUAGAAAUGAAGUUCUUUCUCUGUGCAGCUUUCCCCAUGGAGCAGGAGUGAGGAGGUGUCAUUGCCUUGGGGCUGGGAAACCAUUUCUGCAGGCUUCUCCCUCUCCAGCCCCUUUAGGAACAGGAUUGGCCUUAGCUUCUGGGCCUAUCUGCUGCCUUCCUUCUACUUCCUACCAGCUCUCUGCUUUCCUUUGAGCUCUCUUGGGCUUGGAAAUCUUAGUUUUUAUUUCGCAGCUCUUCAUUUUUUCCUUCUAUCAGUUUUUUUUUGGGGGGUUCCCUUUUUUUCUUUUAAGAAAGCAUUUGCCUCCCCCCCCCUUACUCUUCCAACAUAACAAUCGUGGUAACAGAAUGCGACUGCUGAUUUACCGAUGUAUUUAAUGUAAGUAAAAAUGGAAAAAAAAGAAAAGUG
Molecule: messenger RNA, 3476 nt
Organism: Myotis davidii
Lineage: Eukaryota; Metazoa; Chordata; Mammalia; Chiroptera; Vespertilionidae
Gene: RAB5B
Product: RAB5B, member RAS oncogene family
Exons: 7
Coding region: 362-1009 (215 amino acids)
Molecular function (GO): GTP binding; GTPase activity
Source: RefSeq, a predicted model, not a curated record